Messenger RNA from Styela clava, 1830 nucleotides. The record is from RefSeq and is a predicted model, not a curated record. Lineage: Eukaryota; Metazoa; Chordata; Ascidiacea; Stolidobranchia; Styelidae.
AAAACGAGUGAAUACUUUGGUGGCAUAUUUCAUCACUAUGUCAAAUGCAAACGAAUGUAAUACAUCAGAAGAAUAUGCUUUACACUACCGAUCUUCAACCAUGAUUUCCAUUGGCAGUUUUAAAAGUGCAGUGAUACUAUGUGACGCUAAGAUUCACGUUGGAGGUCAGGAAAUACAAGCACAUAGACUUGUUCUUGCAUCAAGAUCAAAAUAUUUCCAAGGUUUAUUUUUACCUAAGAAUAACAAUCCUUCUGCGACAAAAGUUGAACUGAAAGAUUUGGACCCGAAAGCAGUGAAACAAUGCAUUGAAUUUAUAUAUAGUGGAGAUAUUUCAGUUUCUAUGUCUUCUGUGGAGCCAGUUUUAAAAGCUGCUUGUUUUCUAGAACUGGAUGCAAACAUUAUCUCCAGCUGUGAUUUAUGAAGCAAUAGUAUAUUGGGUAAAAGCAGAUAUCAAGAAUCGUGAAGCAAGUUUUCCACAGUUACUUGCAUUUAUCAAACUACACAAGUUAUCGUCUGAAUAUUUGAAAGAGACCGUUCAAAAAGAAGCGUUGGUUAAAGAAUCGAAAGUCUGCUUGGAAAUGCUGGUUAAUGUCUUAUUCGGACAAAUAUCUCAUACCCCAUCGCCACCUUUGUCAUCAACGUUGAAGUCAAACUCGGGAAGUCAGCCAUCAAAAGCAAGUAAACCGAGACAUGAGACACCACAAGCAAAUUCUCCAUCAAAUGCUCUGAUUAUUUUUGAUGAAAGCGUUGGAGCAAUCAAGGCAUACAAACCAUCAACCAAUCAAUGGAUGCAGAUGCAGUCUCUACCCAAAGAAUUGGACACCUUUUCUGCAGUGGUGUUGGACAAAUACAUCUACGUACUUGCAAGAUCUAAUCAAUCAUUGUAUAAAAUUGAAUACGCAACAAAAUCAGCAAGUUGGACUCAGGUUACAGGUAGAAUCGUGAACGAUGCCUGUUUGCUAAAACUUGUGGUAGAGACAGGUCACAUAUUUAUCAUCGGUGAUGUCAGUGCCACACGACGAAACUCCAACCAGUCAGGAGUGGUUAAAUAUGGACCUUCAGAUAAUUCAUGGGAAUAUCUUUCAAGCUUGAAAACACCGAGACGAGGUCAUUCAGUUGCAGCUGUAAACGGAAGUCUUUAUUGCAUAGGCGGAAGUAACGGGCGUCAAGAUUUGAACUCCGUAGAAAAGCUUGAUCCUACAGUUGGAAAGUGGGCAACUGUGGCUUCUCUGCAUCAUGUCAGAUACGAAUCUUCAUCGGUUGUUCACAACAGAAAAAUAUACGUGAUGGGAGGUGGAAAAUUCAUGGAUAUGUUAGGUGGUGGGAAGAACUUAAGAACUGAUGCAGAAUAUUAUGAUCCCUUUUCAAAUCAAUGGACAAUGGUUACAAAUAUUAAAUUUCCACGUAAUAUACGUUGCGCGUGUGUGGUAGAUGGAUGCAUUGUUGUUCUUGCUUCAGAAGACAGCACUACCGGUAAAGGGACAGUGCAUAAUGUAUCAAUGGUGGAUUUGAAUCAAGCCCGAGUAUCCGUGAUUUCAAAAAGUCUGAAGAUAAAGCCAACUUGUCUUGCUAUAUAUGCUAGAUGAAGGUUUUGAUACCAAGAAGAGAUGAAGGCAAUUUAUUUGGGAAUCUGAAGCUAUUAUUAUACCAACAAAUUCGCUUAAUCUAUAAUGUGAAGGAUUGUCAUUGAUUGUCAAGAAAUGAGUUUAACUACCGGUAAAAAUUUGAUGUUGAGAAGUAAAUUUAUUGCAGGCGGCCGGGUUCAACUUUGACCAAUUCAGUGAUUGGGUUCCCUGAAUAUUAUUACCACGUAGGCCAGACCAUCACCAC